Messenger RNA from Lathyrus sativus (Indian pea), 1419 nucleotides. The record is from the annotation of a GenBank genome assembly. NCBI's taxonomy places the organism in Eukaryota, Viridiplantae, Streptophyta, Magnoliopsida, Fabales, Fabaceae.
AUGACUGCUGAAACUAUGGCUCAAGAAGAAACCACCCAGAAAGUUGAGGUUGCUGUUGAAGAAGGUAAAGUUGUUGAUGUUGAAGCAAAGGAAACAUUGGAUGAAUCAAAACCCGCAAAGACAGUUGAGAAAUGUUCUUCUUAUAAAGAAGAAAGCAACUUUCUUUCUGAUCUUAAAGAGUUUGAGAAAAAGGCUUUGAUUGAGUUCAAGUCUAAGGUUGAGGAAGCGAUUUUAGGGAACUCUCUUUUUGAGAAAAAGGAAGAGGAGGAAAAAAAGGUUGAAGCUUUACCGGAAGGUGGUGAAGAGGGUGAGAAAGUUGUGAAGGAAGAAGAGAAUGUUGAGGGGGAGAACAAGAAAGGGGUUGAAGAGGAGGAGGAGAAAGAUUUGUCUUUGUGGGGUGUGUCACUUUUGCCAAGCAAAGGAGAUGAAGGAAUUGAUGUGGUUUUGUUGAAGUUUUUGAGGGCUAGAGAUUUUAAGGUGAGUGAGGCUUUUGAGAUGUUGAAGAAGACACUUAAAUGGAGGAAGGAGAUGAAAAUUGAUUCUAUUUUGGAUGAAGAUUUUGGUUCUGAUUUGGUUUCUGCUGCUUACAUGAAUGGUGUUGAUCGUGAAGGGCACUCUGUGUGUUACAACAUCUAUGGUGUUUUUGCAGGUGAAGAGAUUUAUCAGAAGAGUUUUGGGAGUGAAGAGAAGAGAAGAGAGUUUUUGAGAUGGAGGUGUUAUGUUACUGAGAAAUGGAUUCAGAAGCUGGAUUUGAAACCAGGUGGUGUUUCUUCUUUGCUUCAAAUCAAUGACCUUAAGAAUUGUCCUGGCCCUUCAAAGAAAGAGAUAAGAAUUGCUACAAAUCAAAUUGUUUCAAUUUUGCAGGACAAUUACCCCGAAAUGGUGGCCAAAAAUAUUUUCAUCAAUGUUCCAUUCUGGUAUUAUGCACUCAAUGCACUUUUAUCUCCAUUCUUAACUCAAAGAACAAAGAGCAAAUUCGUGGUGGCACGUCCUGGGAAGGUCACCGAAACAUUGAUCAAGUACAUUUCAAUUGAGGAGAUCCCCGUUAACUACGGCGGUUUCAAGAGGGAAAACGAUUCCGAAUUCUUCGGCCAAGACGCAACUGUUUCUGAACUAACUCUCAAGGCUGGAUCCACCGCAACCAUAGAGAUACCUGCAUUGGAGGCUGGAAACACUUUGUGCUGGGACAUAGCUGUUUUGGGUUGGGAGGUAAGUUACAAAGAGGAAUUUGUUCCCAAUGAUGAAGGAUCUUACACUGUCAUUGUUUCGAAAGUGAAGAAGAUAGGUUCACAAGAGGGAGCUAUUAGGAACACAUUCAAGAACAAUGAAGCAGGAAAGGUUAUUCUCACAGUUAACAACUCGUCGAACAAGAAGAAAAGGGUUAUGUACCGUUACCAGAUCAACAAGAACUCGCCAUGA